This is a messenger RNA of Lolium rigidum, 1047 nucleotides long. RefSeq names its product BTB/POZ and MATH domain-containing protein 1-like. Bases 1 to 1047 code for a protein of 348 amino acids. Gene Ontology annotation, biological process: protein ubiquitination. NCBI's taxonomy places the organism in Eukaryota, Viridiplantae, Streptophyta, Magnoliopsida, Poales, Poaceae. The record is from RefSeq and is a predicted model, not a curated record. Gene Ontology annotation, molecular function: protein binding. The transcript is spliced from 2 exons.
AUGGCCGAAGGCAAGCCAUGCGAUUGCGAGAUCGUUCCUACAAGCGACUCUCGCGUCUUCCGUUUCCGGCUAAGGCUCUCGUCGCCCGAGGCUCCGCUUGCUACCACGCAUGUACACGCGAGCACUGUCGUUGCUGGAUGCAAUUGCAUAGCAGCUUACACGCAUCUACGCCCGAGUUCAAAAAUUCAGGUCGUUCUCAGUCUCAGAGUCCGGCCUCCCAUUCUGGAUGGCGCUGCCAAGAUCUCUACGCAUAUGGUUUUUCUAGACAAGACCGGCUCACCUGCUCGUUCGAUGAGGAUGACCAUGUUUUCUGCCCCUGGCUUCCUGAUAGCAAACAGAGACGAUGUUAUUGCGAACUGUGUGGUGGACAACUACUUCGUGGUGAUGUGCUUCGUGGACAUUGACUGGACAACUGCAUCGUCGGAGGAGGAGCUCCCGGAUUUAGGUCAUGAUCUGGCCAUUAUGUGGGAUAAACAAGAACACACUGAUGUUUCCUUCAACAUCGGCGGGGAGUGCUUUUAUGCGCAUCGCCUGGUGCUUGCGGCCCGAUCGCCGGUUUUUAAAGCAGAGCUCUAUGGCCCGAUGGCUGAAAGCAAGAUGGCAUCUAUAACCAUUCAAGAUAUGGAGGCCUCAACCUUCAGAUCUAUGCUCCAUUACAUGUACCAUGGUUCAUUGCCUAAUAAUGAUGGCAAGACUGAUUCUUUUACUCUGGACCAGCAUCUGCUUGUAGCUGCUGAUAGGUACGGGUUGGUGAUGCUUAAAAAGAUUUGUGAGGACAAACUAUGUGCCAAUGGUAUCAAGCUAGGCAGUGUAGUUUCAUUGUUGGAGCUGGCGGAGGACCAUUCCUGCUCCAAACUCAAAGCUAGGUGCUUCGAUUUCCUCGCGGGUGGCGAUAAUUUCAAGGUGGUUGCGACAUCUGGUGAGUACCUCCAUUUGAUGCAAACCUAUCCGAAUCUCCUGGUCGAAGCACGCGAUAGGUUCAAGAUACCACAUGAAAAGCCGACCAUCAUGGAAUCUGGUUCUCACAAGAAAGCCAGAUUGUGUUAG